ACGAGGGAAGGAGGGAGAGGUCCUCAGGGAAAAGCAAGGGGCAGAGAGGCUCCGGGGAGCCAAGGGGCCGCCAGCAUCCGAUGCCAAGUGUCACCGAGAGGUGCUGAGCAGGUACAGCUGAGUGGAGCAGCUCUCGUGGUCUCCUCCCGGCUCUCAAGAUGAUGAAGAGGCAGUUCCAUCGGAUGCGGCAGCAGCUGUCCCAUCCCAACAUCACCAGCCGAGCCCAAGAAGCAACUGAGCUCCUGCCAGAAGAUUUACUGCAGAUUGAGCAGAGGAUCGAGCCGGCCAAGCGAGCAGCUCACAGCGUGUCCAAGAGGCUCCAAGCCUGCCUGCAGGGACAAUGUGGCUCCGAGAUGGACAAACGAGUGAAGAAGCUGCCCUUGAUGGCUCUGUCCACAACGAUGGCUGAGAGCUUCAAGGAACUGGACACAGAGUCCAGCCUCGGGAAAGCCCUGGAGAUGGGCUGCUGCAUACAGAGCUCGCUGGCCAAAAUCCUGGCCGAGUUUGAGAUCGCCCUGGAGCACAACGUUCUGCAGCCACUCAACAAGCUCAGCGAGGAGGAACUUCCCAUCAUCCUGAAGCGCAAGAAGACCCUCCAGAAGUUGAUUUCUGACUGGAAUACAAUCAAGAGUCGGCUGAACCAAGCUGCCAAGAGCUCCAGUAACAGUGCUGGUGCUGGUGCUGGCCCGGGGGCAUCUUCUGCUGCCAACAAACUGGAGAUCUUGAAGGAAGAGGAGGAAGACGUGAAGAGGAAGGUGGAGCAGUGCAAGGACGAGUACAUGGCUGACCUCUACCACUUCUCUACCAAAGAGGACAGCUACGCCAGCUACUUCAUCAGACUGCUGGAAAUCCAAGCCCAGUACCACCGGCAGUCCCUGGGAUCGCUGGACUCGGCUCUGGCGGAGCUGAAGGAAAGCCGCAGUCAGACAGAGCCCUCCUUCUCUGCAAGCACCCCGGUGCUGGGGUACUAUGGUGUGCCCCUAGAGACGCACCUCAGGAGCUUGGGCCGGGAGAUUGCGCUGCCCAUUGAAGCCUGCGUCAUGAUGCUGCUGGCCUCCGGCAUGAGAGAGGAGGGACUCUUCCGGCUGGCAGCAGGCGCCUCGGUGCUGAGGAAGCUGAAGAGCAGCUUGGCCAGCAGCUCCAACUCCCUGGAGCAGUUUUACUCGGACCCCCACGCCGUGGCCGGUGCACUGAAAUCCUACCUGCGGGAGCUGCCCCAGCCUUUGAUGACCUUUGAGCUCUACAACGAAUGGGUCAAAGUGGCCAGCUUAAAGGACACGGACAGCCGCAUACAGAGCCUGCGAGACACCUGCAGCCGCCUGCCCCAGGAGAGCUACAACAAUCUGAGGUAUCUAAUCAAGUUUUUAGCCAAGCUGGCCGAACACCAGGAGGUAAAUAAAAUGACCCCCAGCAACAUCGCCAUCGUGCUGGGCCCCAACCUGCUGUGGUCACAGCAGAGCACAGGAGACCCCAUGCAACUGGACUUGGCCUCAGUCUGCUCCAUCCAGGUGGUGGGUGUGGUGGAAGCCCUCAUCCAGAAUGCAGACAGCAUCUUUCCCGGAGAGGUAGAUUUCAACAUCUCGGGCAUGUUCACGCCACCCAUGAACAGCGAAGGUGGCGAGGCUGCCCCAGUGGAAGAGCUGACCCCCGAGACCCCUCCGGCCAGCAGCCCCACUCUCUUGGAAGGAGAGGCCAGCUCAAGGGAGCCCGAGGCCAGGCCCCCGCCGGCAUCCCCAACGGUGACCACACCAUCCCCCGAAGCUGCGGGGCCACCGGCUCCAACGACGACUGACGACACCACCCGAAAAGGCAAGCGCCCAGCCCUCGCCCGCCCCACGAUGCCGCCGCCGCCCGUGGCCCAGCCCCGGGGCACGGCCCCCGAGCACCCCGUCAGCCCCAAAGCCCGGCCACGCCGGAUGGCCGGGGCGCCCAGCCGAGCCCCCUCCGUCCCACCGCCGCUCCCCCCGCAGCCGGCACACCGCCACAGCCGAGACGCCCCCACGUCCCCCAGGCCUCCCGGCAGCGAGGCCGAAGCGGCGGCUGCCCCGGGCUGCGCCCCGGGAGCCGCGGGCGGGGGGCAGCCGCUGCCCGAAGGAGGAAGGAGCCCCCUGGCCACAUCGCCGCCGGCGGGACGGCCCGCGGAGAGCUGAGCAGGGCGGGGGGCACCGCAGGGCUGGAGAGAUGGGGUGCAGGGCCCCGCCGGGAUCCACCUGCGGAAACGCCGGGGUGGCCCAAGAGGCGGCACGUCCCCCCCCGUCCCCCAGCACCUCCACCUUGCUCCCUCCACGCGGGAACCCCCUGCCCGCCACCCCCCCCUUGCUCCACGGAGCCUUCCUCCCCGCGCCCCCGUGGCCCUGACGGGGCCCGGCCACCCCUAAGGGACCCGGCUCCCUGCCCAGGAUCACGGGCGAGCCACCCACCCAGGUCCCGGUGGGAGCCCUCCCGCGCCCGGUGGGCUGGAAGGGCGGGGGGGGGGGGGAGGCAGGGCAGCCCCCAAGCACCCCCUGCCAUUUUGGGGUGGCGGUGGGCAGGCUGGCGCCGUGGGGGGGCCGCUUGCGGGCACGCAGUCACGAUCCCAGCCCUUUCCGUCGCAUUUUGCCUCAAAACGUGUUGCCCCAGGGGCACACUGGCAGAUACGUAUAAGUAGAAAUAUAUAUAUAUAUUUUGCAACUAC
Messenger RNA from Tyto alba (common barn owl), 2674 nucleotides. It is a transcript of the gene SH3BP1, whose product is annotated as SH3 domain binding protein 1. Gene Ontology annotation, molecular function: GTPase activator activity; protein binding. Gene Ontology annotation, cellular component: cytoplasm; intracellular anatomical structure; cytosol. The coding region runs from base 159 to 2150 and encodes 663 amino acids. The transcript is spliced from 18 exons. The record is from RefSeq and is a predicted model, not a curated record. NCBI's taxonomy places the organism in Eukaryota, Metazoa, Chordata, Aves, Strigiformes, Tytonidae. Gene Ontology annotation, biological process: regulation of actin cytoskeleton organization; positive regulation of GTPase activity; regulation of Rac protein signal transduction.